This is a messenger RNA of Linum tenue, 774 nucleotides long. NCBI's taxonomy places the organism in Eukaryota, Viridiplantae, Streptophyta, Magnoliopsida, Malpighiales, Linaceae. The record is from the annotation of a GenBank genome assembly.
AUGAGACCUGAAGGUCUUCGCUCGAGAGCUAUUGAGCAGCGGCAGGCUCAAUGCUUCCUACAAGCUGAGAAGGCUAUUGAGGAUGUGGACCAGAAGGACACAGGUAAGAGGGUGGGGAGGAAAUCCAAGGAGACAUUGCAGAGUUUGGAUCGAACUCUGAGCUCCACAAUUGUGGAGAGGCGGAAGCUAAGGAAAGGUGGCGACGACAACAGCGUCGACAAAGAGGCACAAGACUUAUUGCAACUUAUACUAGACCUCAACAACCAUGGAGAUCAGGCUGCUGAUUCGUCAAUUACAGACAACCAACUCAAAGGCCUUCUCAAUCUCAUGGUAAAUGUAGCAGGAUUCUAUCAUCGGUGGAACAGACACAACAUCGACCGCAAUAGAGUGGACAAUGACAGAGCAGAGCUGAUGCAAUAUUCGAACGCAAUGCGAAAAAUAUGCAGAGUUAGAAGAAGUAGUAGGAAGAAGCAAUGUCGUGGAGGAGUUCCAUCUCCCCAGAUUACAAUACCUAAAUGCGGUUAUCAAGGAGGCAUUCUGGCUGCAUCCAGCGAUGCCUAUGUUGGUGUCACGUCCUACCAAGGACUGCAGAAUAGCUCUGGGACGUACAGUCCAUUGGAGUUCAGGCCAGAGAUGCUCAAUUACAUUCUAGCAUCACUGCUCCACUCAUUCGAAUGGAAGCUAGCUCAUGGGUCGACAGAGGUGGAUUUGACUGAUAAAUUCAGAAUCGUCAUCAAGUUAUCCAGAGCUAAACUAUUGCUAGAACCCAAAUGA